Mesorhabditis spiculigera is the source of this 1278-nucleotide messenger RNA. Lineage: Eukaryota; Metazoa; Nematoda; Chromadorea; Rhabditida; Rhabditidae. The record is from the annotation of a GenBank genome assembly.
AUGCAGAAGACCGAGGCAGCCAAAGACCAGCCCCAAGCCGAGCAAGCUGGAAACGCAGACGACGGAACGGUCGAAGAGAAGAAAAAGAAGAAGGUUACAAAACGCAAGGACUCCGCCGCGAAGUCGCUGAGCGAAGCCGAGGCCAAGUCGGUCCAGGAGGAGAAGGCGACGAAGGAGGCCGAGGAGAAGGCCAAGCUAGAAGCCGAAGCCAAGGCCAAGCAAGAAGCCGAAGCCAAAGCAAAGGCUGAUGCUGAAGAGGCCAAGAAGAAGGAGGCCGACUCCAAGACGGCCAAGAAGGAGGAGAAGGCCAAGAAGGAGGCCGAGGAGAAGGCCAAGCUAGAAGCCGAAGCCAAGGCCAAGCAAGAAGCCGAAGCCAAAGCAAAGGCUGAUGCUGAAGAGGCCAAGAAGAAGGCGGCCGACUCCAAGACGGCCAAGAAGGAGGAGAAGGCCAAGAAGGAGGCCGAGGAGAAGGCGAAGCUAGAAGCCGAAGCCAAAGCAAAGGCUGAUGCUGAAGAGGCCAAGAAGAAGCAGGCCGACUCCAAGACGGCCAAGAAGGAGGAGAAGGCCAAGAAGGAGGCCGAGGAGAAGGCCAAGAAGGAGGCCGAGGAGAAGGCCAAGAAGAAGGAGGCCGACUCCAAGACGGCCAAGAAGGAGGAGAAGGCCAAGAAGGAGGCCGAGGAGAAGGCCAAGAAGGAGGCCGAGGAGAAGGUCAAGCAAGAAGCCGAAGCCAAAGCAAAGGCUGAUGCUGAAGAGGCCAAGAAGAAGGAGGCCGACUCCAAGACGGCCAAGAAGGAGGAGAAGGCCAAGAAGGAGGCCGAGGAGAAGGCCAAGAAGGAGGCCGAGGAGAAGGCCAAGCUAGAAGCCGAAGCCCAAGCAAAGGCUGAUGCUGAAGAGGCCAAGAAGAAGGAGGCCGACUCCAAGACGGCCAAGAAGGAGGAGAAGGCCAAGAAGGAGGCCGAGGAGAAGGCCAAGCUAGAAGCCGAAGCCAAGGCCAAGCAAGAAGCCGAAGCCAAAGCAAAGGCUGAUGCUGAAGAGGCCAAGAAGAAGGAGGCCGACUCGAAGACGGCCAAGAUGGAGGAGAAGGCCAAGAAGGAGGCCGAGGAGAAGGCCAAGCUAGAAGCCGAAGCCAAGGCCAAGCAAGAAGCCGAAGCCAAAGCAAAGGCUGAUGCUGAAGAGGCCAAGAAGAAGGAGGCCGACUCAAGACGGCCAAGAAGGAGGAGAAGGCCAAGAAGGAGGCCGAGGAGAAGGCCAAGAAGGAGGCCGAAGAGAAGGCCAAGC